This is a messenger RNA of Colletotrichum acutatum, 1203 nucleotides long. RefSeq names its product rare lipoprotein A. The transcript is spliced from 3 exons. Bases 235 to 894 code for a protein of 219 amino acids. Lineage: Eukaryota; Fungi; Ascomycota; Sordariomycetes; Glomerellales; Glomerellaceae. The record is from RefSeq and is a predicted model, not a curated record.
AAUAGAUUAAGGAACUCAGUAUUGUUUCUUUUGUGGGAUGCCGCAUGGCUGUCAGUAUGUCAGCCCAUCCCUUGAGACCUUCUUCAUUUGGUUGCGUGCUUUAAAGUGAUUGUGACAAGCAUCGUGGGCUUCCUGGUAUAAAUCACGCUGGUGUUCCUACGAUCUCUCCCCAAUCAGUCUUCCAUUCAGUCCGUCCUCACUUAACUUCCAAGAUCAUUCCCUCCAUCCAUCAAUAUGCACGGUAUUAUUUCUCUCGGCGCGGCCCUUGCCGUCAUGAUUCAAGGCACCGCCGCUGCCACGAGCGCUGUUGCAACUUGGUAUGGUGGAAACCUGAACGGGGGUAACUGCCUGUUUUCCGGUUACACGUUGCCAUCAAGUGUCCUGGGUACUGCCUUGUCCUAUACCAACUACAACGGAAACUGCGGUACUUGCCUCAAUGUUAAGGGACCCAAGGGUAACACCAUCAAGGUUAUGGUCGUCGACAAGUGCCCCUCAGGUUGCGGAAACGGCCAACUCGAUCUCUUCCCCGAUGCUUUCGCCAAGCUCGACGAUCCCAACAAGGGACAGAUCAGCGUCUCAUGGGAGCAGGUUCCUUGCGGCAUCACCUCACCCUUGAUCGUCCGAAACAAGGAAGGAACAUCGAAGUAUUGGUUCUCCAUGCAAGUUGUGAACCACAACUACCCAGUCACUAAGUUCGAAGUCAGUACCGAUAGCGGCAAGAGCUGGCAGCCGACCGUCCGUCAAGACUACAACUACUGGCAGAAGAGCAGUGGUGACGGCUUCCUCGUGGACACUGUUAGCGUCCGCGUCACCUGCUCCAACGGUAAGCAGGUCGUCGUAAACAAAGUUGGUACCAAAGAGAAGGCCUCAUUCACUGCAUCGGGAAAUUGUUAGAAAGGGAUCAUUGAACAGCCUGCCUCAGGAAAUAUUCUAUUUCCGUACCCCUGGGCUCGGCGCGUUUCUUUGAUUGACGCACCACGACUCCUCGGUGGGAAAUUUUGUACAUAGCCUUCACUUCUUGCACAUAAUUUGACAGUACAUACCUUUCGAAUGACAUCAUCAUCUUUGGAAUGUUUGGCAAUUUAGAUCACUUUUGGGUACUUUGUCUUUCUAUUUUGUUACGUGGUCUCUGCCCCCUACGCAUGUAUAGCAUUCACUCGCUUGGAUAGUGGGAGACAAACUCUUAAGGCCUUGUAAACAAUG